Messenger RNA from Chilo suppressalis (striped riceborer), 735 nucleotides. NCBI's taxonomy places the organism in Eukaryota, Metazoa, Arthropoda, Insecta, Lepidoptera, Crambidae. The record is from the annotation of a GenBank genome assembly.
AUGGACAAAUGGUUUAAAGGAAAACGAAUUCUUGUUACAGGUGGAUGUCAAGGUAUCGGACAAGGUUUAGUAACAGAACUAUGGAAACAAGGGGCCAAUGUUGUUGCAAUAUCAAACCAACCAGAAAAUCUCAAGAAACUAAAGCAGCAAUAUCCAUGUAUAGACGUGGCUACUGUGGACCUCCGUAACUGGGAACAGACUAGAGAAAUAGUAGACUCCCUUGGAGCAUUCGAUGGUCUAGUAAACAACGCAGGCGUGGCUAUUAUUGAGCCUUUUCUGGAAGCCACACCCGGGAGCUUUGAUGACAGUAUCUCCAUAAACGUCAAAGCUGUUAUGAAUGUUAGUCAAAUCGUCGCAAAAAAGAUGAUUGAGAAUAAAAUAAAUGGCGCCAUUGUAAACGUGUCUUCUCAAGCUUCCAAGGCAGCACUUAAAGAUCACUUAGUUUAUUGUGCGUCUAAGGCAGCAGUAGAUUCGAUAACUCGAGUGAUGGCCUUAGAAUUGGGACCGUUCGGUAUCCGGGUCAAUACAGUAAAUCCUACAGCCAUCAUGACAGAAAUGGGCCACAAAAUCUGGGCGGAACCAUCGAAGUCAGAAACAAUGCUCUCGAAGAUACCUUUGGGAAGAUUUGGAGAAGUUCAUGAAGUUGUCAAUGUCAUUAUGUUCCUGUUGAGUAAUGGAGCUAGCAUGAUAUCUGGAGUUCAAUUGCCAGUAGAUGGAGGAUUUCUUGCCACUUAG